AUCGCCCAUGUGGUGCAAGGUCGCAAGCACCGCCAGGAGGUUUUCGUCGUUUUAUGCUCUCAGAGCGGUCAGCUGUGGGGGACAUUGUGCACAUACUGCAACAUUAGAGCUCAGUCGUUACUGGCGCCGCCACAUUAGCGCCAGUAUGUCCGGAGAGGAAGCAGAAUCUGGCGACGGAAAGAGCCAGACCCCGGAGACUCCCCCGGGGUUCCUGCAGGUUCACGGAGGGACGUGCAAAGAUACUCUUUCCCAGCGCGGAGGAGGUCUUCUACAAUCCCGUACAAGAGGUCAACAGAGACCUAAGUACAUUGGUGAUAAACGUCUUUACGAAGAAAGUGUGGGAGCCCAACAGAAAGAAAAGAAAGAGAAGUGAGUAGCGAUCUACAGUAAAACUGUGAAUGAUUGCAGCACUAAAAUUUUCUAUUGCACGUGUUUUGUAUUAAUUAAUUAUGCUUAAUUAAGCAUUCCUUGUGCCGAGGGUUUUUCGUUAUGAGUGGGUCUGAUGUAGUAUUGUCAAACAGAGGAAGCGGCCAGACUGGCAGCAGGAACAGAACAGGAUGGGGAGAAGGAGAAGAAGGGAGGGGGAAAGAAGGAGCGGGAGGGAUCGAAGGAAGAGGUGGAGGAAAUGAAGGAGAAAGAAAAAGCUGAUGGAUCUGAGGCUGAGCUCAGGAGUAGCUCCGACGCAAGUGAAGAUCUCGCAAUGUAUGAAGACGACAAGGCCAGAUCAACAGCAAGACAAACCAGAAACGUACUGGAGGAGCCACAUGAGGAGGUGGAGGAGGUGAGUGUACUGGAGGCACUGGCAGCGACUGGUGUCCGCUCCGUCCGCUAUGCCCUCGAGGUCCCGGCAGUAUCUCGUGUGGUGGCCAAUGACUUUACACGCGAGGCCUACAACAACAUGUGCAGGAACAUUGCCCACAAUAGGGUGGAGAGCAAAGUAACACCGUCCUGUCGGGAGGCCAGCAUGUUGAUGUAUGAGCACCGGGACCCUCUGAAGCAGUUCACAGUCAUAGAUAUCGAUCCCUACGGCUCGCCCAGUGUCUUCCUGGACUCUGCCGUACAGGCUGUCAGUGAAGGAGGUGUUCUCUGCAUCACAUGUACCGACACCAGUGUCCUCUGUGGCGUCUAUCCCGAAACAUGCUACUCCAAAUACGGCAGUGUGUCUCUGAGACUCAAGUGCGGUCACGAAAUGGGUAUACGCAUCUUCCUGUCAAGUCUGGAGACCCACGCCAACCGCUACAAGCGCUACAUCGUGCCUCUCCUCUCCUCUUGCAUCGACUUCUACAUCAGAGUCUUCGUCCAGGUCUUCACCAGUCCUUCCCAGGUCAAGAGAUCACUCAGCAAGAGGUCAAUGAUUUAUGCUUGCUCUGGCUGUGACAGCCACCAUCUCCAGCUUCUCGGGAAGAGAUUGGAAGUUGGAGCUUCGAAGAAGUAUCCAGCAGCCAGUGGCCCACCAGUGGACAGAACAUGUGCUGAGUGUGGAUCAACUUUCAAGCUGGGUGGUCCCAUCUGGUCAGAGCCCACAAACGACGUGGGGUUUGUUCGUAGUCUACUGGAGGAGCUGGAGACUCACAAACAGGACUACGAGCAUGCUGCCAGGGUCAGGGGGUUACUUGCUGUCGUUUCAGAGGAAUUACCAGACGUACCACUGCACUACACAUUGGACCAGAUCUGUAAUACACUCCACUGCACUAUGCCAAACAUGCUAGCCCUUAGGUCGGCCUUCAUGGAGCAAGGCUACCGUAUCUCCAUAUCUCACACUCAUGCCAAUGCUUUGAAGACGGACGCCCCCAACUCGGUCCUCUGGGACAUUAUGAGAUGCUGGGUAAAGAUGAAACCAGUGAAAGUGAAGCCAACGUCACCAGCAGCUGUCAUUCUGAGCAAAGAGCCAAAGAUUGAGGCAAGUUUCUCUGUUCGGAAGGAUGCCAACCCUCCGUCACGGAUCCAGAAACUGGCGAGAUUCCCUGAGAACCCAGAGCCCAACUGGGGACCAAAGGCCAGGGCCAAGAGAAAAGCUGGAACAGCAGCAGAGGAUGACCAGAGUGAGUGUGAGGGAUCGAAACGAUCCAAGAUACAGGACGAGAACACUGAGUAGAAUUGUCAUUGUCAUUUUGUCUCACCAUUUAGUGUGGAUUUUAGUGGCACUGUCUCACUUGUGGGCCAGGAAUC
Geodia barretti is the source of this 2169-nucleotide messenger RNA. The record is from the annotation of a GenBank genome assembly. Lineage: Eukaryota; Metazoa; Porifera; Demospongiae; Tetractinellida; Geodiidae.